UGUAAAUAAACAUGGCUGCCUUCUUCGCGGAAUAUGGAUAACAGAGAAACUAUCCUGUUUGAAAUAAGAUUCUGCAAAUAUUUUGUUUUCGUUUAAGAAAAAAAAUAACUUCUAUUUAAAUGUUUCACAUAUGGGUAACCCUUGAAAGGAGUGCGCAGAGAAAAUGACCAUUAAAAGAAGAGAUUUUCAGAAGGCAGCAGCCUUCAUACACGAGUUUUUGUUGAAGCUGCAAGAGGACUCAGAAUGUGCAGAACUCAGGGAUUCCCUCAAUUUAGCAUUGCUGCACAUGCAGAAAUACUACAGAAUAUUACAGACUCGAAAUCAAGAGAAAAACUUAGCAAUGAACCUGUCCCUAACUGCAAGAGGGCUCAGUCCAAUGACGCCAUUUGUAGAUGCUCCAGACAAAUUUCAGUACAAAUGGAUAAAUUUAGAUAGUGCAAGGUUAAAAGCAUCAAUGACUGUAGAUGAAAGUAUGCAUAUCACAGUGCUCCCACCUAUUAUUCAGGCAGCUAAAGAAGGGAAUACAGAUUUAAUAAAUGAAUUAGUAGGAUCUGAUCCUACGUGUGCUGAUGACCAGGAUGGCCUUGGUCGGACAGCACUCACUUACGCAGUACACUUCCAGCAGAUGGUAGCUUUACAAACAUUACUGGAGGCAGAGGCCAACCCUAAUGUCACAGCACAUGAUGGCUCAACAGCUAUCCACCAAGCUUGUCAUGACUCAAAUAGCCAAUCGUUGAGUCUGUUGUUGCAAUAUGGGGGUGAUUUCACCAUCCCUGACACACAGGGCAGGGCCCCCAUACACUGGGCCUGCACUACUCCCUACACAGAAUGUCUUCAGUUAUUGAUACAUCACCAUGCAGAUGUGAAUAUUCGUGAUAAGGAUGGGUUAUCUCCCUGUAUGUGGGCGUGUCGCCUGGACCACAUUGAGCACUUUCAGCUGCUGUGUCAGGCCGAGACUUUCCAUGUUGAUGAUGCUGAUGGUAUCGAGCGAGACCUCAUUGGUCGAACGUGGAUGCACUGGGCUGUACGUCGUAUGGAGCCACUUGAGUGCUUACAGACGUUGUUGACAAGUGAUACCGCAGCCAUCAAGGAUGAUGAAGGCAGAACAGUGUUGUUGACUGCAGCUGAACUGGGUUCAUUGGCAGCGUGUAAGAUAAUCCUUGACAUCGGUGGCCGACAGUGUAUACAUGACAGAGAUGCCCAGGGUCGGAAUGCCCUCCACCUGGCCAGUAUAGGAGGGCAUGGGGACGUUGUAAACUACCUUCUUGACCAGUCAGCUGACCUGACAGUUGUGGACAAGUUCAAUGCCACACCAUGGGACUAUGCAAAAAACAGACAACUGCAUUACUGUCAGCUGAUCAUUAUGUCCCAUCAGCGACAGAGGCUCGUCAGCAACCCGAACAGUCCCCUACCUAACGGGCUUGGGCUUAUGAUGAAUGGUGGGCUGUCGGGAUACUUUACACGGGGAGAUUUUGAUAACAGCACCGACUUUGAUUUUGCUAGCACAAGAGGCAGUGUGGACAGUAUGCCGGUCACCCCACCCCACCCGCCAAAACGUCCCCGUACUUCUGGUAUGCCUGUCAGAAGGUCACGAAGUCUUGGCUCGAAGGACCGGGACCGACUUUCAGCCAUGUUUUCACAAAGGAGCACAAUUAGCAGGGAGUCGUCAAAUAUGACAAAUAUGACAUCUUCCACGAUUGGUGGUGACAGGAGAAUAGUGAACAGUGCUGCAGAGAACCAGAGACCAAAUGAAAGAAUUGAGGAGUCAGUUAACACACGACGAACGGCCUCACAAGAUGGUUACUUCAACCCUGCCCGUGGCAACCCUAGAGAAGAGGUUGCUAUGGCAACUGAUGACAACGUCUAUGAAGUACUAGAGGCACCAGAUGAGGAUGUAGAUGGUGUUAGUGUUGGCGGAAUGGAUGUAUCCGACAUAGAGGACGACGACCACGGCCCACCCCUAACAUCUCGGGGCCCGCCCACACGCCGAUCUGGCCAGGGACCACCCCAUCCUCGCCCAAGUGCACCACCCAUGAGCCAGCAGCCUUCCCACCAACCUGCCCCACCUAGAUUCGCUCCCAGGCCUCCUGGUGGUGGCCAACAGUCUUUUGCUCAACCAAGUUACAGAAAAAGUGGUGACUACCAUAACGAUGAAUUACCGGGUCCAACGGGAGACAUGCAGUCACGGCAACCCCCAAUACGGGCCUCCAACCCUCCUCCUGGGACCCAGAGACCGCAGACUAACUUCUUCAACAACAGAAACAGCCCCUCUCCUAACAUGCCCGACGCCUUUAACAACCCCUCCCAGUCUAACAGGCCCCGGCCUGCUCCUCGACCCCCUAGGAUGCAGCCCUCGCCUCCGAAACCUCAGCAACGCCUUACCCCAUCCCCACCUGCAAAUAGACCGGUCUCGGGCUCAAGAGAAAGUCUACUUAGUCCACCCUCAGGUGACCAGGUUCAUAGGCCUGAUUCUGCAGGAAAUAAACCACCAGGCAUGUUGGAAGGAAAGAAGAUUUUACCUCCCCCCAUGCUGAUGCCUCUAGAAAAUGCUCCACGUCCCAAUUUGAACAAGGACAACUCAAAGCCACCCAAGAAGAAAAAGAAGAAGAGGAGGGACAGGUUUUUAGCUGAGCAUGACAUUGAAAGGGAGCUUGAUGUUCGCUCCCCGCCUGAACUCCCAGAGAACCUGACCCCACCUCGGGGUUUCGCGGCUCCCUUGCAUCCCCCUCCCUCAGCUACCAGUCGGCCGCCCAGAGCUCAGUCUGGGAUACCUUCACCGAAAUACUCAAAGGGAGGCCCACAAAAACAUGAACCUCAGAGAUAUUUUGAAGAAAGUAUGGAUGAGGAAAAGGAGGAUCCCAUCAUUACUAGUGACAAAGUUCCCAUGGUAAACGGUCAGGCGGUCGCCCUGCGGGAGGGGCCUGCCCGAUCUGCCCGCCCAGGAAAACGGGUACAGCCUAUGGAUACGAGCGACGAGUAUGAGAUGAAUGGAGAUGUGGUGGGGAAUGGGGAUGGCAUGUUACAGGAAUCGGUGAUCAAUGAGGAGGAUGACAUUGCGCCACUUAUCCCUCCUCCCCAGGCAUUCAGAGGCCCCUCUGCAAGGCCUGCUCAAGGGAGGCCACUCUCACAAUCUGUUCCACAAGAUAAUCGAAAUAUCGUAGAACGAUCCAGUAGUGCUAAGCCUCCCCUUCCUCGUGGGCGACAAAGCGUAAACUCCGCCUCCAUGAGAUACAAACACCCGUCACCGCCGCGACGUCCCUCACGACGUCAGAACAGCAACAAUGAGACGUAGCCCUAGUGGGAAAAACUGUUAUUUUGAUUAUUUUGUUUUUUUUUAUUUAUAAGGGAAGUCUAAUAACUCUGUCUCUUAAUAUUUAUUGAGUUUUGGCCCCACAUGGAAAGAAUGAUCGUUAAAUGCUUUUCGAUUUUUAGCUCGUCUGUUUUUCAAGUUCCAUAACUGGCUGAAUAUUCAGUUUUGUAGAGUUAUGGCCCUUGAUUAUGAAAAUUGAACAAGCAUUGACAUCAUUUCAGCAUGUGUUGCUCUUGUUUUGUUUAGACUGACUCUAAUAGCCUUAAGAUGAAAAAGUAAAAUUGCCAAGUUCCAGGCCAAAAUAAAUGGUUUGUUUGGCUUUUUUCAACUGACUCAAAAUAGUAGCCAGAACCCAAUUAUUAUUAGCCUCUCCAGUGAAGAUAUUUUUUUUCAUUAUGGAAUUAAAAACAACAACAAGAAAAACCUACCUACCCACCCAAACAUAAAGAGGUGGGUAGAGAAACUCCAAAACAAACUAUUUAUUUAUUGCGGUCUCUUGAACAUUUGAUAUCAGCACCAUUAAAUAUGAUACUGUUCUAAAUCUCAGGUAUUGUAUACACUGAUAAAAGAAUUAAGAACAGAGCUGAUAACUCAGACUUUGUGAUAGUGUUUCAAGUUUGUAACUCCAGUAAAUAUUGUGUAAUUUAGUACUCAAGAAGCCUAUUUUGUAUCAGAAAACAUUCCCUGUUCAAGUGUUGAUAAUUUAAUGGUGAAGAUGAUAGUGUUUCAAAACAAAUGCAUUGUUAUUGUAAUAUUUGAUGGAGAAAUUUUUAUCUGUUCAGGUGUUUAUUUCACAUUCUUAGAAAUAAUAUCACUUUUUUCUCUUUUCAUUUUGAAAUCUUCUAGUUAGCUUAUAUAGAGAUUUUUAUACUGAAAUUUGAAGUAGAAAUAAGGAAAGGAGUAGAAAAUUAAUUUAAUUUCAUAUGCAGGUAAAUAUUUAGUGAUAGGUUAAAAUAGGCUUAAUGGACAAAUGACCUUAUUAACGUGGCUGUAGGUUUUAGUAACUGAAUCUAUAUGAGAUAAGUGGGAUUAGGACCACCCUCAAUGGUCAUCUAUAUUGUUUAAACGAAGAUUAUAAUUUAAAUCCAAUACCAUGUGCAUUUCCUUGUUGAGGGUUUUCACAUUACUUCAAGUAAAUUUCUCCAUUGGUUUAACAGUUCCGAAUAUUGACACCAGGGUGGCACUGCACCAUAUCAUUUGUGGGCUUUGCUGUAACUCUGUAUUUUCUCUUUUAAUAAGUGGAAAUUGUUACUCUAGUAUUACAAACAGCACUCAAAUGUUUGGAUGAAAAUCAUAUAUUUUAUUAGAACAUUAAGGUUAUAAGUAUGUAUUUACAAAUAACUGUUUAACCAGCUUAGUGUUUGAGAUUAAAAAAUUUCUACUGACUCAGCCUCUGUUUAAAUUUACCGAUUCACCUGAUAAAAUUUCAAAAUUAGCAGACUGUUGAUUUUUCAACGUGUAUGUAUGGCAGAUUUUACAAAAUAUAAUUUCAAACACUAAGAUCACCUAUUAAAUUAUCACAAGGUUUGUUAUGCAGUUAAAGUUAUAUAAUUUGUAUGCAUGUGUUCUUUUUCUACAAGUUAAUGUGCCCACCAUGACAUGUUUCCACAGAAUAACCCCCAUAAAGAGCAUAGUUGCCAAACAUUUAUGUGAUAUAUUGAGUGAGCUACAGGAUUUAGCCUUCUCAUUUGUGACACAACUGGAUAUCAGGACAGGUUAUAAAGAUUCCAUUGAAUAAUAUAAAGCCACAAGGCCAUGUGAAACAAUUCUAUGUUUAGCAUUUUUGAAUGAGUAUGAUUUAAAACUGAAAUUUGAGCAUAACUAAUCAGAUAUUUAGUGCUUGGCUGGUAUUCUUAAAACAUUUAAAGUUCAGUCAUUUCCUAGCUUAUGUCAAUUUUCUAAAGUUUCGAAGCCGAAUUAAAGUAAAGUAUAAAAGUGUUGUUAACAUAUAAGUGUUUUCGAUGAAUGCAAUGAAAGAGAUACGUCACUUGUAUCAAAAUGACGUAAAUGACUUAAGAUGAUUCAAGGAAAAUAGUGCUUACUGUGAAAAGUCUCCUCAGAUAUGAACCAAGAAAUUAUUAUGACUUGGGGCCGUAUUCAAUAAGCAGCUUAGUAAAUAUUUUCAACUUAGUGAGAUUUUUGUAAUUUUCGACAUCAAUUAUUUUUCUAAAUUAUUACUUUUCAUCAGAUUUAUUCAUGUGUAUACAUUGGUUAGACCAUGAUCUUGCUUAUUUUCAUAAUUUCGGUGUACAAACAUCGUUCAUUUUCUUAAAAUUCAAAUUAGAAAAAAGGCAAUUUUUCACUAAGUUGAAAAUUGUUACUAAGAUGCUUAUUGAAUACGGCCCCAGAUCAUUAGAUUUUCAUGGUAAUUUAGCGCUUGCUGUCUCAUAAACUCUAUGAUAUUUUAUUAACAUGUUGAUAUUAGUUAAUCAAAUUAUAACCAAACGCUAUACAUAGAAUUGAUUAAGUAUGACCUUACGUUUUUAUGUUUAAGGAAUUUUAUGCUAUGAAGGCACAUUGGGAUUUUUUUUAGCAAAAAAAAUUAAUGUAUUUCCAUACAUCUGAGAGAGUAGUAGAUUUUUGGUGUUAUGUUAUCAAUUUGGAAAAUUUGUUAAAUAUUUGUAAUAGUUGCCAUGGUAACUACAUGUAGCAAAGGUGUUGCUCAAGAGUCGGUGUUGAUGUUUUAUUUGUGUUAAUGGCCAUGUCUAUGUGUUAUUUAUUAUCUGUCUUUGUUAAGAUACGCCUUACCUGCUCUAUUAUAAUCUGCACUGUUAUGCUUAGCACUUCUGGUUUAUUUAUUUUACACUCCAUGAAACAACAGUGAGCUCUCAUUUUGAAAACUUCUUUGUAUUUUUGUUUCCAGCUUUUCAUGACCAAUUUAUUGCAUUCUGGUUUAAUUUGAUUUAAAGACAAUUUUUGAAUGUUUGGAUUCUAUGGAAAAUUUUAUUUAGGCCUAAAAAAAAAUACUUCUGGUUCAGGUUACUUGACCUUACAUACGAAAUAGCGGCUGAUCCUACCAGUUUUAUAGUCCUUUUGGUUAAAGAAACAUUUUUCAUAAAAAAAACAAGAUGUGUGGUUUAGUAUGUAGUUUAAAAAGGUUUAUACAGAAGAUUAAUUUUACACCAUUCCCAAAUGAUGACAGUAUCAUUCUAACAUCAAGCCUAUCUAUUUUUUUUAAUCCUACCUACUCUACCUGUUUUUGGACAAGAUGUAACCCUUACCAUACAAUUUCUUUUUUAUGGCCUUACUAGUAUUUAAUACUUACUGAAAUACGAGUGAAAUACUUAAAUUUAUUGAAAAUUAUUCUGUUCACCUUUUUUAGCCUCAUUAAUUUAAUUGAAAUCCAAAAUGCAUAAAAAAUCAAAUCUACAAGAUUUAAACCCAUGUGAUCAGCAUGUUUUUUCCUGGCAUUAUUUGGCCAUUUCUGACAGUUAUGUAUGAACAUAAAUAUUAGAUGAGCAUGCAGCACUCUUAGUCAUCCCACUUGUUAUUUCGGAUAGAUCCUGUCUUAAAAUGUUAUAGUUGAUCAGUCUGUAUUAGGGCAGUACACUAGUUGACUUUGUGAAUAUGAGCUUAUUACACAUGCAGCAUGGGAUUUUAAUAUCAGAUAAUUAUUGUAUGUUUUGUAGAUAUUAUAAUAACUGUGAUAUUUGAACAUAGUCUAGCUAUAAUAUGCCUGUGAUGUUGUAUUUUUUAAUAUAUACAUAUAUAUAUUUGUUUUGUUUGUUUUGCAACUCUGGUAAUAAUGAUUAACUUGUCUAUUUUUGGAAGAAACAAAUUGGGGUAUUGCGAUAGCCUUGGAGCUGUUGGCAUCGUGGUGCAAACAAACUUAAAGCUUAGCAAAUUACUCAAUAAAAGAUAAAUUUGGUGCACAUGUUGCAAGAGAAAUUGUGCGCACGUACAGCUUGGCCUAAAACCCUCGCUAAAAUAAUUGUCGAGUCAUGCCCUUGUCUGACUGCUUAAAACAAAAGAGCAUUGUGUUAGCUUCACAGCACUGUGGUAAGAUAUUAUAAACUUUUAAUGAUCACUUAGAAAGCAUCUUAAUGAAUUAAACAUACUUAUACAACUGCAGGCCCUUUAAAUGCUAUUUAAGCUGCAUUUUUUCAUUGGGCUGAGUUUCUAAACGAACACGAAAAAUUAGUAAAUGCUACAAUUUCAUCAUUUUAUAACUGAAAUAUAUAUCCAAAUUAACAUUAAUUUUUUAACAAAAUAGUUCCACACUGGCCAGUGAAUGUACGGUAUACUUUUUUAUGGAUAAAUGUUGCUGUAUCAUCCUGUUAUAUGUCCUUAAAUUAUUCUUAGUUUAUGAAUUCAUGUGCCUUAAUUUUACUUUAUAAUUGAUGUCCCUUUGUAGAAUAAUCAAUUUCUAGAAUGGUACUAAAUAGAGUUAUAUGGCAGUCAUUUAUAUCAUUUUUAUACAAAGUAAUUGUUAUUUCUUAAACCAUUAUUAAAUAUUAAAGCUAAUUAUUUGUUUGACACUCUUGAACAAAACUGACCUUAUUUAAGACCUGUUUUUAUCUUAAUGGGGACUAUUGAUGUGAAUUUAAUUCAAUAAAAUGUUCACUUAACAUAAAACCAAAAUGAAAUUACAACAUUAAGGUCAUUUUUAAUUAAUGCUUUAUUCAGCUUCAAUUUCUAACAAGGCCUUCAGUGUUUAUUGUUACAAAUCCCUAGUACAUGUUCACUUAAAUGAAUAUAUAAAGGUCAUAUUAAACCUUUAAAAUAGUUACAUGUAUAAUAGAUUAUUUCAUUUUUUCCCUUAUUUUUUAUAACUAUUAAUUAAGCUAUAGCUUUAUACUUUUAAUGAUAUAUAUUUGUAUUCCGUCCAAUAUGUGUUUUGACCUCAUGGUGUUAAAACAUUGACAUAUCUUAUUUAACAUAUUUUAUAUCAAUUACAUGGAAUCAAUGCUUUGAUACCUAAAAGUGUAUUUUGUUAUUAGAAAUGCCCUGUCUAUUUAUUCUAUAUUUUCAUGGUUGUAAAAAAAACUUUGUUUCUAGAGCAUUCCAUUUUGUAAUUCCAGUUAUGCAUACAAUAAAUCAUUGAGCUAUGA
Messenger RNA from Mya arenaria, 8361 nucleotides. RefSeq names its product ankyrin repeat domain-containing protein 50-like. Bases 164 to 3292 code for a protein of 1042 amino acids. Gene Ontology annotation, molecular function: protein binding. The transcript is spliced from 16 exons. The record is from RefSeq and is a predicted model, not a curated record. NCBI's taxonomy places the organism in Eukaryota, Metazoa, Mollusca, Bivalvia, Myida, Myidae.